UGGCUAGUACCACUGCCUGUAGUUUGACGAAUCAUAAAUUUAUCCAUUAGGUAAAAAUUUGUUAAAAUAGUUAAAAAUGUGUGUUUAAUCGUAAACUUAAACUUUUCUUAGUCUCGAUGUACCUCUCGUUGCUCAACUGCAUAUUAUGGACAAAGCUGGGCACUAACUAGUUAGAAAGUUAAAAUUAAGUUAGAAAGUUACUUUUUAAGUAACUUUCUAACUUAACUAGUUAGUUUUAAAUCAUAUUAACUUUGUAACUUAACUAGUUGAAUUUAAUGUGUAAAAUAGUCUUAUCUAACUCGUUAGAAAAAAAAGUAACUAGUUAUUAUUAUAAUUUUUUUUUCAUUCCAAAAUUCCAAAAGCUGUUCAUUAAUCAUAACAUUACGGCUAGGUUAUAUAGAUUAUUGGCUCAUAUAAUAUAAUAUUAUUAAAUAUUAGUAUUUACUAUUUAUAAUAAUGUACGCACAGAAACCACGGUUUUUCCGCGUAGUCUGUAGAAUGUAGAUAUCUACUAGAUGUCUAGAUAUAAAUAGUAUCUAUACGGGUGGCUUAACCAAUUAGUAUAGACACAAUAUCGUAUAAAUCGUAUAAUAUCAAAUAAUAUUUACGACUGUCGCGACGCGCGAUUAUUCUAGAAUCCUACACACAUGCACAUGACGACUGAGAACCAAGACACUUUUGUGACACUUUACGAUCGUGAUUCAUACGCGCUGUUGCCUGUUGUUGUUUUCUUUUUUUAAACAGUUUUCAGUACCAAUACGUCUCGUGCCUACUUUCGUUGUUGUGCAAAUUGUUCAUUAUAAAAUUGAAAUGAGUGUUAUCGUUGCUGAUUCGGCUGUUGCCGAUAGUAAUUAUAAUUUAAAAUGGCCACAGUUACAACAGUUUUUUGAACAACAAGGAAAGAUUGAGGAUAAAAAUAUUGAAUUUAAAUGUGUAUUAUGUAAACCUAAACAUAAAACAUUAUCCACUUCAAGUACAUCGUAUUCAAACUUGAGAGCACAUAUUAAGAGUACACAUAAAUCUAUGUUAGAUAAGUUUAAUGAUAUGGUUAAAAAAAGAUCACUUAAUCAAGAUAAACCGAGUACAUUGAAACAAUUAAAUUUACAUGAAUUUAAAAAACAAAAAACUAAGUUGUCUCAAGCUACUUUUGAUAGAGCCAACAUGGAAUUAAUAAUUAGUACGGUGUCCCCUUUUUCAUUCAUUGAACAUCCUGCAUUCCUCAAAUAUACUAAUACUGUGGCACAAAUGGUACCAGUAUCUAGAAGAACAUUGAUGAGAAAUAUUAAUUCAAGUUUUGAAGAAAUGAAAAAUUCAAUUAUCAAAAAGUUUAAUGAUUUGGAAUAUGUAUGUGUUACUGCAGAUUGCUGGACUGCAUUCAGAAGGUCUUAUAUGGGCUUUACUGCACACUGGAUUGAUCCAUUCACCUUUGAACGCAAGUCGAAUGCCAUUGCUUGUAGGCGUAUAAUUGGUAAACAUACAUAUGAUGUUCUAGCUGAUAUGAUUGAACUUGUGUUGAAUGAAUACAAAAUAAAUACAAAAGUAACCUAUAUGGUUACAGAUAAUGCAUCAAACUUUGCUAAGGCAUUCAGACUUUAUAGCACUACUGAAGAUGAAAUAGAAACUCCAGAAAAUGAUUCACUUAUAUAUUCAACGGAUAUUUUUGAAAUUUUAAGUGAAGGGGAAGAAAGACAUUUUAGGCUGCCUAAACAACUGCGCUGUGCUUCGCAUACAUUCAAUUUGCUGGCCACGAAUGAUGUGAAUAAAUUACAAAUCAAAGAUGGACCAUAUAAAACAUUAAGUAGAAGGGCUUUUGGAAAGUGUAAUGCACUUUUCAAUAAACAAAAUAUGAGUACAUUGGUGGCAGAUAAAAUUAAAAAUCAUCUAGGUCGAUAUUUAAUCACACCAAAUGAUACACGUUGGAAUGCUUUGUAUGACUCUUUGAGUUUUAUUAUAAGCCACUUUGAUGAAGUAGAGAAUAUUUGUACUGAUAUUCAGUUGCCUUGCCUAAGUAAACCACAAGAAACAGAUUUUUUGACUGAAUAUUGCAAAGUUAUGAAACCUAUUGCAAAAGCUUUAGAUAUACUGCAAGGAGAAAAAUAUAUUUCUAUUGGUUAUCUUCUCCCUACAUUAACAGCUGUAAAAAAAUCAUUAAAUCAACUUAUAUUGCAUGGAAACCUAAAAUAUUGCAAGCCAUUAGUUGAAGUGCUGAUCAGUGGAUUAAAAAAACGGUUUGAUACAAAUUUUGAAUCUUCAGACAUGAAAUUAGCUGCUACUUUAGAACCAAAGUUUAAGUGGAAUUGGGCUGAAGUAGAAAUGGUCAAUGAGUUGAAAGAAUGUUUAAAAGCAAGAUUGUCUGAGCUAAUUGCAGAAAAUACUGAAUGUAUUAUGAAUGAUAAAACCAAUGAAGUCACAUAUGAUGAUUUUUUACAUUUCGAUGCUUUAGAAAAUCCAGAAACAGAUAAACUUCAAAAUUUAUUUAAUGAAUAUUCAAACUCUUCUCCUAAACUACCAUUAAACACAUUUUCUGAAGAAAUACAAAAAUUAUAUAUUAAGUAUAAUACAAGUAUUCCCUCUAGUGCUCACGUCGAGAGACUUUUUAGUGCAGGAGGCCAAUUGUUCGAUGAAAGGCGUGGAUCUAUGUCCGAUGAUACUUUUGAAAUGUCACUUCUGUUAAAAUUUAACAAAUAUUUUGAAUAAAAUAUACUAGCAUAUAGUCAUAUAAAUUAUAUUAUGUAUUAUUAUUAAAUAUUAACUUAUUAUUUACAUUUUAACAAAAAAUUUUUUUAAUUUUUAUAAACUAACUUCUAACUUCUACUCUAACUUAGUUACUAUUUUCACCAAACUAACUUCUAACUAACUAAGUUAGAAAUUUUUACAGUUUCAGAAACUAACUUAUAUUCUAACUUAGUUAGUUUUUUUAUUGAAGUAACUUAACUUCAACUAGUUG
Molecule: messenger RNA, 2947 nt
Organism: Metopolophium dirhodum (rose-grain aphid)
Lineage: Eukaryota; Metazoa; Arthropoda; Insecta; Hemiptera; Aphididae
Exons: 7
Coding region: 811-2697 (628 amino acids)
Molecular function (GO): DNA binding
Source: RefSeq, a predicted model, not a curated record